CCUUUAACAGUUCAUUCUCCUUCCACCCAGUGCAGUUUUGUGGUCAUUGGGCCUUUUCAUUCAUUUCUGGAUUCUUCUGGUUGCAGCAGCUAUGCCCUUGGAUCUGAGCAAAGCUGCCUGGCUCUACCCUCUCCGCGGCAUCUACUAUUUUUUGUCGCAUCGGUUCCUCUGGCCAUUGUUCAAAACUCGUCUAAUUCCGAUCGUUCUACUUUCAGCCUUCAUCUAUACCCUCCUGUUCCUCUUCGCAUAUUUACCGCAAGUCGCCUUUCUCGCCAUCUUCCAGGGCGCGGGUGCGUGGGUCAAUGGCGCUUUCCUAGUCUUGGGAGAAGGGGCCGCAAUUGUGGCGGCGCUGUUCGAGGCCUUCUUUGUUGACGAAACUCUGGUGGAUAUCUUCGAUGCUGUCAUGGUCAGCGAAGGCCAGGGCGAGCUGGUCGCCUCGUCCCGCGUGCUGUAUCCCCAAGGCGAUGACGUUGUCAAGCGACUGGGCAAACCUACCCACAGUGCUGUCUAUGCUCCCUUUUCCCUGCGACAAAUCCUGGAGUUUAUCUUCCUCCUCCCGUUGAACUUCAUCCCCGUGGCUGGCGUUCCCAUGUUCCUGGUCCUGACUGGAUAUCGGGGAGGUCCUUUCCAUCACUGGCGAUACUUUCAGCUACUGGAUCUCAGCAAGCAACAAAGAAAGGAGCGGAUCCGCAAACGCCAGUUGCAGUACACAACUUUCGGAACCGUAGCUUUGGUCCUGCAACUGAUUCCCGUGCUGUCCAUGUUUUUCCUCAUGUCAACCGCUGUUGGGGCUGCUCUUUGGGCUGUGGAGAUGGAAAACAAGCGUGAUCUCUUGGGGAGACGAUGUGAUCGUACAGAAAACUACCGGGAUGAUGGUGAUAUGCUAUGAUUUGGAAUUGAGCAACCUUAUUUUCAGUUUUAUACUCUGUACCAAUGGAAAGAAAAAGGGCAAAUGAUCAUUCAGUCAGAACCCGGAGUUGACUUUCCUGCUGACCGUGUUUUAACACGUAGAAAGAUCGCCAUCCUUGUCUGAUCGCUGCCCUGCCCAAUAUUCAGCCAAAGCCUCGAGGGGCUCUAAAGGGGGCAAUCUUCGCGUAGGAUAGACAUCUUGGUUACACAGCUGAGAGGAAUCAGCAGCCACCAGCCUCCAAUUAGGAACCUGGGAUAAAAUUCAACGUGGGUGUAUUAAUAUUUUCUGAGGCCAAGGGGUGACGCUUCCCCACGUGACCCUUUC
Messenger RNA from Aspergillus ochraceoroseus IBT 24754, 1234 nucleotides. RefSeq names its product EI24 domain-containing protein. The transcript is spliced from 3 exons. The coding region runs from base 92 to 889 and encodes 265 amino acids. NCBI's taxonomy places the organism in Eukaryota, Fungi, Ascomycota, Eurotiomycetes, Eurotiales, Aspergillaceae. The record is from RefSeq and is a predicted model, not a curated record. Gene Ontology annotation, cellular component: lipid droplet; prospore membrane; ascospore wall.